This is a messenger RNA of Exophiala bonariae, 1539 nucleotides long. RefSeq names its product glycosyl transferase (gene ALG8). NCBI's taxonomy places the organism in Eukaryota, Fungi, Ascomycota, Eurotiomycetes, Chaetothyriales, Herpotrichiellaceae. Gene Ontology annotation, molecular function: dolichyl pyrophosphate Glc1Man9GlcNAc2 alpha-1,3-glucosyltransferase activity. Gene Ontology annotation, biological process: protein N-linked glycosylation. The transcript has 4 exons. The record is from RefSeq and is a predicted model, not a curated record. Bases 1 to 1539 code for a protein of 512 amino acids. Gene Ontology annotation, cellular component: endoplasmic reticulum membrane.
AUGUCGGCUUCAGCUGUGUCGCAGACCUUGGGUCAGCUGAGAGACAGAGGCCCCAUUAUUCCAACAGCUGUUGUUGCAACAGCAUUCAAAAUACUGUUGUUUCCUGCUUAUAAGUCGACUGACUUUGAGGUACAUCGUAACUGGCUAGCCAUCACCAAUUCCUUGCCGGUCCAGAAGUGGUAUUAUGAGGCUACCUCAGAAUGGACGUUGGACUACCCUCCGGCGUUUGCGGCCUUUGAAUGGUUUCUUUCUCAACCCGCAAGUCUCAUCGACCCAGCCAUGCUUCAGAUCAAAAAUCUGAGGUAUGAUUCAUGGGCAACCAUCUGCUUCCAGAGAAGCACUGUGAUCAUUACCGAACUUUUGCUGGUCUAUGCUCUGCACAAGUACACGACAACAUCACCUUCAUCGACACGCAAACAAAGCCAUGCGGUGGCGUUAUCAAUCCUCCUAUCGCCCGGCUUGUUGAUUAUUGACCACAUCCAUUUCCAAUACAACGGAUUUCUUUAUGGCGUACUCAUUCUCUCAAUGGUGUUCGCGAGGAAGGAUUCAACCAUGUUACUCAGUGGGAUCCUCUUUGCAGUCCUCCUGUGCUUGAAGCAUAUCUAUCUCUAUUUGGCGCCGGCCUACUUUGUCUACCUUUUAAGGGUAUAUUGCCUGCAUCCAAAGAAUGUGUUUCGACCUCAAUUCGCCAACGUUCUCAAGCUUGGGAUUUGUAUGGUCGGAAUUUUUGGCGCCACUUUCGGACCAUUUGUCGCAUGGGGUCAGUUGGAGCAGAUCAAGGCCCGACUGUUCCCGUUCUCCAGAGGGCUAUGUCAUGCUUAUUGGGCACCCAAUUUCUGGGCUGUUUACUCCUUCUUGGACAGAGUGUCGAUCGUCGCGGCUCCAUAUAUAGGGUUGAAGAUUGACUCCGCGGCCGUCAACAGCGUCACUAGAGGAUUGGUUGGCGACACCUCGUUCGCAGUAUUGCCGACGAUCACAGCUCAGCAUUGCUUUGGUCUGACAUUGGCAUUCCAGAUCAUUGGACUGACCAAGCUAUGGCUGAAACCGAGCUGGGAUAGCUUUGUGGGAGCAGUCACAUUUUGUGGCUAUGCCUCUUUCCUAUUUGGUUGGCAUGUACAUGAAAAAGCUAUUCUACUGGUCAUGAUUCCGUUCAGCUUGUUGGCCAUCAAGGAUCGAUCAUUCUUGGCCAGCUUCCGACCUUUAGCUGUGGCGGGACAUGUAUCGCUGUUUCCGCUGCUGUUUACCCUGGCCGAGUUCCCCAUCAAGGUGGCUUAUACCAUCUCGUGGUUGAUCAUCUUUUUGUAUACCUUUGACCAACUGGCGCCCGCGCCAGCAAGACGCAGAGUGUUCUUGUUGGAUCGAUUUGCUUUACUCUACAUUGCGAUAUCGGUGCCGUUGAUGAUCUACUGCUCAGUGGUUCAUGGUAUUGUUUUUGGUGAACAGUAUGAAUUCUUACCCCUGAUGUUCAUCAGCACUUACUCUGCGGUUGGAGUUCUUGGGUCAUGGUUGGGAUUCAUGGUUUGUUACUUUGGUCUUUGA